ACCGUGUGUGUGUGUGUGUGUGUGUGUUCCCCUUUCAAUGCAAAGCCAUUCAUAGAGAAGAGCCUGAUGGUGUCUGUGUGUAACACUCAGUGACCGAGAGACAGACAGAGAGAGAGAGAGAGAGAGAGAGAGAGAGAGAGAGAGAGAGAGAGGGAGGAGAGCGGACAGACUUGUAGGGAAGAUCCCAGGGGCAACAGAUCCGGUUUGCUCGGCUGGAAACGGCAAACACUACGGGAUGGAUUUCUGCGCGACGUGACCGCCUACGAGAAACACCAGGCUUUUUUUUUUUCCUCUUUUCUUCUUUUCAAAAAAGAGUGGUGCAGGACGUCAGCCAGGAUGUCAGGGAUGGACGUCUCGUCGGUGGACCACAAUGACACUGGAAUCUCCCCCAUGGAUGACGGGGCCUUCCUCCGCUUCUCCCCAACUUCCGCCUCCACCUCCGCGUCCGCGUCCUCACCAGGACGUCAGGGCAACCUGUACGUCUACGUGUGGCUCUUCCUCGGCCUGCUGGUCUUCCUGCUGACGCUGCUCAUCAUCUCCCUCCACAGGCUGAAGAACAUAAUCUCCUCCUCUUCCUCUGUCCCCGACUGCAGCAGCGAGGGAGGCAGCUCCUUCACCAACAUGGAGAUCUGCAGCAUCUCGUCGCAUAGGUCCACCAUCUCCUCGCUGUCAGCCUGAGGGAGACAGGUGGGCACAGCGCGCUGUGUCCCUAUGCAGGAGCAGGCCGGCAUGCACAGACACACACAAGGGGACAUGGAGACCCAGCACCUCCUCGCGGUGACAAAUCCACACAAGAAACACAAAGAAGGGGACGGUACGGGAUUACAGCCAACGCACGCGUCUCCUAUCCCCGAUGGAUCGGCAAGUCGGGUGUGUCCAUGCACUUUCCAUAAGCACAGGGUAAAUGAAGCGGCGGCCUUGAGUGAAAGUGACAGAACCUUCCCAUGCCUUAUUUCAACAAGGAAGACAAAUUAACCCGAGGAAGCGUUUUGUCUCCACAGACAAAAAAGCUUAAUGAGGAACUAUUAUCUUUCCUCUUCGUUUUGGUCAUUUGUACUUAUAGUUAUAGUCAUAGUUUAAGUAGGAUGAUAAUAUUGCUUCCAGGUUUGUACAGUAUGUCUCAUGGUGUCUGUAGAUUGUAAAGUUUAGAAUUGAUCACGUAAUAAAUUUUAAAGAGCAUUGCUUUGGGCAGGACGGCAUGAUUGCGUUCCAGUUGUUUAGUCAGGCUUUGGGAUGCUUAACAACUUACCAUUAUAAACAGUGAGAUACCUUAAAGCUGAACACGUACCAGAUUGUUUCAAAAGUCUCCUGGGGAUCCGACGAUGCACGAAACAUCCUCCUGUAGAUGUGAAGAAAGAAAUGAGGUUUGUGUCUCAGACAGGUGAUUGGCCUCGGACUUCAACUACAGACCAGGUUGUAAGUGCCAUAAUCUCAUCAAACUGGGCCUGUCCGCGUAUGUGGCGUCUUAAUACAGUUUCCAUAGAGACAGAGGCAUUGGAAUUGAAGCUGCAGUAUCUCCUCAGUUUUGUUUUAAUCCUGGCAGACGUAGUUUCUCUUGACACUUGAAAGAAUUCAAUAACACCCAAAGACGUCUACAGGGCCACAAACAAGCCUCUGCAGGUCAGCGACUGCGUCAAGAUCUCCAGAUAAUGUAGUUGGAAAUAGUCACACAAUGUCUGAUUUGAAGUUAACCAGGAAGUAAAAUUGAGUUGUUUAUUAUAGCACAUUAUACUGUGCAUGUAUAUAUAAUAUAUAUUGCUUAUAUUUGGAGUUUUAGUCCUGCAAACACAGAUACACAAUAGAGUGAGAAUACAAAAGAGAUAAAAUACUUUUUUAGGUGACUUUUGUCUUCAUACUUAUACGGACACUCACAUGAUCUGCUCUGCUACCUUGUGACUGUGAAUCAGACUUUGGUCCAUGGGUUCAAUAAACACUCUGCACUUUCUGUCCUUCAA
Gasterosteus aculeatus aculeatus (three-spined stickleback) is the source of this 1955-nucleotide messenger RNA. RefSeq names its product serine rich and transmembrane domain containing 1 (gene sertm1). Lineage: Eukaryota; Metazoa; Chordata; Actinopteri; Perciformes; Gasterosteidae. The record is from RefSeq and is a predicted model, not a curated record. Gene Ontology annotation, cellular component: intracellular membrane-bounded organelle.